ACUUCUAACUUCAGACUGCUUUACAUAUGAACUCAUAUGACGCCGAGAAACGUCAUUGUUCCUUGUUUAUAUUCGACAUUAUUAGAAUACAGUGUACGCGCAUUUUGUGUCAAUGGAGAAACGUGCAACACGAUGAACAUCGUUUUCUUAGACGACUCGGCUACGUAGCCACAUUUAUGAAAAUUUCUAGUUAUAAAAAGUGUCAAAAUAAAUAACGGAUCUGUAGUAUAUAUUAUACAAAAAAUAUCUUACGUCGCUGCUUAUUCAUGUGGGCAACUGUGAUCAAUUUAUCGUCGACGUUACGACGACGACAUUAAAAGUGUAUCGGAAGGAUGACAGAAGAUGAGAGGCAAAUUAGAAUGGCCGCUGAGGCCAUAUUAAGCGGCUCGAUCAACUCGCAAAGAAGUUCACUUACCCAGCAUAGCAUGACACGAACGCCGGAUAUCGUCCUCAGUGAGGACCUGAUCGCAGGAGCGAGACACAACGGCAGAAUGUCGAACGUCAGACGUUUCUUUUGUCUUUUCAUUACCUUUGAUCUUCUUCUUACAUUCCUGAUGUGGCUCAUUUGCACAAUGAUUGCAGGCGAAAAUUUAAAUACAGCUUUUGUAAAUCAGGUGGUACACUAUCAUAUAAAGACGUCUUUGUUUGACAUUGUGAUGGCAGCGAUUUGCAGGUUCACGGUCUUGUUGCUCUUUUAUGCGUUGCUGUAUCUAAAUCACUGGAUCAUUGUAGCUAUAUCAACUGCUACAUCGUGUGCCUUUUUAAUUGCUAAAGUCUUUCUUUUUGACUGGACAUCAGCUAACCAACCAGUAUUCCAAGUUUUGCUGAUUCUAACAUCUUUUGUACUAGCGUGGGCAGAGGCUUGGUUCUUUGAUUUCCGCGUGAUACCUCAAGAAACUCAAGCGAGAAAUUGGAUUCGAAAUUUUCCAGAUACAGAGAGAACUCCACUAUUACAAAACAUCGUUACCGAAUCACGACAAUAUGCAGCAAAUGCAGAUCAUAUGGGUACAUUUUUCACACCUGUGGACUCUUCUGAUGACGAAGAUGUCUCUAGGAAACAUGAGGGUUCGAGGAGACUUUCCAAAUCCAACGAAUUAUUUACGUCUAUAGCGAAACUUACGCCCGAUAAGAUUGAUGAAUAUAAAAUGAAGGCGUCUAAGUUGUUGCAAAAUUGUCAUAACCUGUUGACAUCGAAGGAAUGGAAGAUUGAAACAGUAACAAUCGAUGGUGAUGAAAUAUCUUACAUGCAAUUGCCACCAGAAUUGAAACCAGAUGGAAAGGCCAUGAAAAUCACAGGCAUUAUCGAUGCACCUGCUAGCAUAUUAAUCGACUGGUUGUUCGAUGAUAUUGAGGAAUUUCCUUCGUGGAAUAAGCUCGUGACAGAAUCAGUAAAACUACAGAGUAUCGACGAAAACACGGAUAUAGUUUAUCAAAUAACAAGCUCUCUUGGUGGUGGCCUCAUUACUGCGCGAGAUUUCGUUAAUUUGAGGCAUCGUAAGAAAUGUGACAAUUAUUAUAUCACCGGUGGUGUAUCGGUUCCUGCGGUAUUAGUUCAGACUCGUCCAAACGUGACCAGGGGUGAAAAUGGCAUCAGCUGUUUCGCAGCAGAGGAUUUAUCCGAUGAAGCUAUUAGUAAGUGUCGCUUCACCUGGAUACUAAAUAUGAAUUUGAAAGGCUGGAUACCGCAAACAGUUGUAGACAGAUCUAUGUCUACUGGUUUAAUAGAUUUUAUGACAAACUUAAGAAAACAUUUGACCGAUUUGGAGAAGCCGUUAAUGUAGUACAGUGUCGCUCGGUGGAGCCGAUAAAUUGCAUCAGCUUCUGUGGACUAUUCUAAUUUAUUUUAAGAAAAAAGGAAUGCUGAUAAUUAUAACGGAGAAAAUGUCCAGCUAUAAUUGUGAGUAAAUUAUUCUCGUCAAUUUAGCUUUAUAAAAAUUUUACCCAUAACUGCGAUAUAUGGAUAUUGUCUAUACAUUGUAUAAUUUUAUUUUACAAAUUAUAUGUUAUUUUUUCUCAAAAGAUUUUUAUUUCUAACUAUGAUAAACAUAGUAAAGAGUGAUAUGUAUCACUCUAUUAUAAAUUUUUUGUUUUUUUUGUUCUUUUUUUUUUAAAUAAAGUAUCUUGUUUAAUAAUAAUUAAAAAAUAUAUAUUAUAUGUUUUUGUAAGUGCCUACGAAUAUUCGGUUAAGUGCAUCUUUCGACGUACAGUGUAUAUAUAGUGUAACGUAAAUAUAUGACAAACGUACGCGUUUAAUGCGCACAUUUAUCACGCGUCUGCUAUUCAUCCACGAGAGAAUGAAAACAUGAUGUUCAAAGGAUAAUAUGUAGAACAUCAUGUAUUAAUAAUUUUUUAUCGUAAAUCAUAUUUAUAUUCUUUAGAGAAUUCUUCUUCGCUUCCUUUAAUUGCGCGAGCCUAAUAUAUUGAUGCUGUACAUGUGCAUUUAAAUGAAGCAUGCAGACAUUGAAUGAAUGUUUCAGAGAUUAUCGCCCUUCAAAUGUAAAUUAUUACGCAUUUGAUUAAUUUUGUAAGAUUGAUGAAACGCACAUUAUAUUUUAAUAAUACAUUGAAUCGAGUGCGCUAUAUUUUCUUGAAAAUUACGAUAAAUAUAGAUUAUAUUUGCAUAUAUUUAUCAUCGGCAAACUUUCUUCGAUCAGUUGUCGUUAAACAUUUAGCAAUUUAAUAUGAUGCGGAAUGAUCGCGUGGUCCGACGUGCACAUAGUAUGAUUGUGCAAUUUUUGGUGAUGUGAUAUAUCUAUACGGGGGUGAGAUAGUGAAGGGAGGUUUACGAACGCGCUUCCAAGUUCGAAGAACCAUCUGCGCUAUUUAUGUUAUCUGGGUGUACUUGUUGACUGAAUUAAUGCUAUUAAUUAUAUUUGUGAUCAACAUAUGCAAUUUUGUUAUCCGGUAUGAGAUAACAAGGGGAAUGUUUUUGAAUGACUGAGUAAUAACAAUUACCUAGAAAAGAACAGAGGUUAGUGCAACCAUGUUGAUCUUUAUUGACAUUUCUUUCAAAUUGAACUGCAUUCACAGCUGAGGAAACAGAAAUUGGCCUAUUUAAAUAAAGAAAGUAAAAGCAUAAACGUAGAUAAUUAUAUGAUUUGUUGAAAAAUACAUGAAUUAGUCAGAAAGUCAAUUUUGAUUGCUGUAUUUAUAUGUACAUAUGAAUAAAAUAUUGUGAAAAGAGCUGUCAAUGAGAUUGGAAUAGACGUCACGAUAAAGUUACCUUUAAGCCGUUCGAUGUAUAAUAAUGUGUCAUUCUAGAUUUUAUACAGCAUGUCUUUGGCGUCCGCAUGAUGAAACGGCGUCUCGUCAUUUUUAAAUUUCUGUUUGUUAUGACUGUUAUUGUUAAAAAGAGUGUAUGAAUUUGAUAUAUGACUGUAUCGCAUUGCAGAGCAAAUGCGACGGAGCAUGCGUGUACUAGACAUUUUAUAUAAAAAAAAAGAUUUAGGCAGAACUUCGUUUUAUAUGUUCGUAAUAUUGUACACAUCAAAAUGGGGACACUUGUAUUAUCGUUUUGUAUGUGUCGUCUAUCAUUUACAUCACUUGCGCGUAUUUUCUCCUACAUAUCUUUCUGGAGAUGUAGGAUGCGUGAUUCAAUACUGUGUUAAAUAGAUCAACGAUAUGUUUAAACCAGAUAGAAUAACCGAAGAUGAUUUUAUAAAUCUGGUCUGGAUUCGGAUGUAAAAAUAUAUUCCAGCUUUAAGUCAAUAAAUGCGAGAAAAAGA
Molecule: messenger RNA, 3725 nt
Organism: Linepithema humile (Argentine ant)
Lineage: Eukaryota; Metazoa; Arthropoda; Insecta; Hymenoptera; Formicidae
Gene: Start1
Product: Steroidogenic acute regulatory protein-like
Cellular component (GO): late endosome membrane; endoplasmic reticulum membrane; lysosomal membrane
Molecular function (GO): lipid binding
Source: RefSeq, a predicted model, not a curated record